Messenger RNA from Bombyx mandarina (wild silkworm), 2649 nucleotides. RefSeq lists its product as uncharacterized. The record is from RefSeq and is a predicted model, not a curated record. Lineage: Eukaryota; Metazoa; Arthropoda; Insecta; Lepidoptera; Bombycidae.
AACACCUAAAACAAAUCUAGGAGUAAGGAUUAAAAUUCCUUCAAUUCCAUUAUAACGUGGAUAUUGGUGUUUGUUUUUUAUUAUGGCGCAAUCCGAAGACACCGAACUCAGGGACUUGGUGAUCGAAGCUUUAGAAAAGAACGGAUCAUUAGCGAAAAUACGCGCUUUGCUCCGGGCAAAUGUUUUUUUGGCUUUCGAGGAAGAUUGUGACAUUAAACAAAAUCCGAGCUUAGACAACAUCUUUAACUUACCCGAAGAGUCGCGUCAAGAAAGAGAAUACAAAUACGAAGGGAAGAAAUCGCUUAACGGUAAACUUUACCUCGACAAACAAGGCCUUAAGGAACCGAUUCUAGUAUCACUGAUUAAAUCUUACCACCAAAAUAAAUACUUUGAAAAGAAGAGACACACUAAAGAAGAUAAAAUGAACCGGAGCAAGUUAAAGGAAAAUCAUACUUAUCUAGUACAUGACGACUCUCAGACGAGUACUACCAGCAAUUCUCUUUCAGAUAUAUCCUCUGAUGACAGAAAUAAAUUACGCUUAAGACUCAAUUUAGAUAAUUCCGAUACUGACACUUCUAGUGAAUCUGCUAAAGAAAAGUCGAGUUCAGAAUAUAUUCCCGGGGACCACAUUAUAGAGAUGAAAAAAGGAACCAAUACUCAAAGUGUUAUACAACACACCAAUGGCUCAUUACAUAAUAAUCAAAAUCACAGCAUACCAAAUGCCCCAGAACUGAAAUCAUCAUUGUAUGACACUUUGAAAGAAUUCCGUGCAUUACCUAGUAGUAGUGAUUCUACCUCAUAUGCAGAAUUAAAACCAUUCCAAACUAUAGAUGAUCUUAAUAAAGUUGCAUUACAAGGAACACAACAGAAAUAUAAUGCUGAUAUUGUACAGCCUGCUCCUUCUUAUUCUAUAGGAAAUUUGAAGAGUGAAUCACAGCACACUGUUGAUUCAUCCAAAUCUGGAACAAUAAGUAGUGCUUCAUCCUUAUCAUCAAGAGAGCGACAUAUAAGCGCUAGUAAAUCUAAAGAUGGAAAACCUUCAAUUGAUUCUCGUAUAUCUGAAGCUGAUACAGUGGAGUAUAGUAAUGACUUUUCAACAUCAUCACCUAAAUUUAACAAAAGUCCUCACAAAGAAUCUAAACGAUCAAAUGAUAAUAGUCACAAAAAUAUUUCAAUAGAAAGUCAAAAUCAAGGGUCACAGAGCUCGCGCAGUUCGAUUUCGAUUUCUGAUAUUGCUGAUUUGAUGAGUGAAAAAAGUUCCUCUAACGAGAAUAAUUCUAAAAUUGAUCAUUCAACAAAUAAAUCAAAGUUAUUAUCACAAAGUGUUCUACAUAGUAAAUCUAAUAUAAGACAGAAUAAGAGUUUAAGUGAUGAUUCUGGGGAUUUCACAGAAUCACCAAUACAUUCAUUGUCUAAUCUUAGUUUAGACAUUCACAGUGACUAAUAUUAAAUAAAAGAUUUACUCAAUACAUUCUGAAGAUUAUUUACGCAUUUAAUAUGAGCAAUUUAUUUCAAACAUAAUAUCUUAUGCAGGAUGAAAGUGACUAAUUUUUAAAUGAUACUACCUAUGUUAGUAUUUACAAAAGUAUCCUAUUUAUUAUUUUAUAUAAAAGUAUAAAAUUUGUCCCAAGCAUGGGUCUAAUAAUUUUAAUGGUUUUUUUUUUAUAAUUUAAUUUGCCCUUAAGUCAUAGACAGUUAAUAAAAAUGCUCAGUAAAUAUAAAAUAAAUAAAAACACUGUUUUAUUACUGAUAAAAUUUGACUAAUCAUUGCAUAAUAAAAUUAUAUAAGAGAAAAUUUUAGUAAUGUCAAAUAAUGUUAUUGAUGAAUGAUAGAUACAGUUCAUGUCAAAAAUGAUGCAAAAUGUAAAAAAAGUUAUAUCAAUUCAUAUGCCUUCUUUACAUGAUAGUUGAUGACCUUACCAACUCGUAAUCUUCAUAUUAAGAUUUGAAGGAGUGAGUGAUUGGAUGGAUUAUAAUUUUUUUUAACACAAAACUGUAUUGCAUUGAUUGUAAUUAAUGAUUUAUUCAUUCAGUAUUAAUUUAUUUCAUAUUAUUCAAUCAGAAUCUUUUUUGAAUUGACAAACAUUCAAAUUGGUAUAUUGAACUAUAUAGUUCUUAAAUUUGUUAAUCUGAAUUAGUCUCUCACUGACUUGUAGAUUAUAUGUAAUGGCGACAAUUCGUCUGCAGUGCAAUGUGACUGUAAUUUUAUGUACUUAAAACAAAACAAAAAGUAUUUUUAUAUUAUUGUAGUUUAAUUAUAAUUAAGAAAAUUUCAAGGAAUUAAAGUAUUGCUAAUGUUUUGGAUAGGAAAAAUAAGUAAGUAAAAUGUUCAAUGUACAAAUACCUUAAACACUGCUGAAACUGUAAUUGUGUUUCCAAUUAUUUUUGGAUAUUGCUGUUCACGAGCGUUCAUUGUCAACUACAAAAUGAACUUUCUUUCGUAAUCCAAGUUUCGAAUGAAUGAUUUAAAAUUAUUUAUUUUCAGAGAAGAAUGGUUGUGCCUUAUUUAAUUGAAUUGCAACAAGUUCCUUUAAAAAGUCAUAAUUCUAGUCCUAAAUACAACUGGUUCCGUCCAAAUUGCCGCAUUUACGAACUCAGUUUCUGUAUCAAAAGAUAGUUGUGCUGAAACAUACCUACUUAUGAUGUCAA